AUGUCUCUCUCACUGCCAGCAACUGCAUUUUUCAGCAUUUUCCUCCACGGAACCACCCGCCGAAAAGAAUACAUUGAACUCGAAGGAAAUCCGAACUUGUUGCUGAAUAUAAAGCAGAAGGCACUCGACACUUGGGCGCAGAAAUGUGGAGAGCCGGUUUUGAGUGCUUACAAAGCGUAUAACGAGGAGAAGAACAUGCUCGAGGCUCGGGAAGCAGCGCGAAUGGAUGAGAUUGUCGCGCAGCUCUCUGAACCGGCGAAGAAGGCCGACAAGAGAGUUCGAGACAUUAUGUCGGACAAAAAUCAGACGAAAAAGGAGAUGGACACAAAAGUCGACGCGCAGCUCAACAAGUUGCCGAAAAAGGUCUACUACGAGUUGACAUUCGCCACACAAUAA
Messenger RNA from Caenorhabditis bovis, 396 nucleotides. NCBI's taxonomy places the organism in Eukaryota, Metazoa, Nematoda, Chromadorea, Rhabditida, Rhabditidae. The record is from the annotation of a GenBank genome assembly.